UUCAUCGAAGGAAAAUUCUCAGCAUAAAAUAACUUGUCUUCGAUACCUGGUUGCAGACACAACCGGCUUUGGACCCAUACAAACUACUCGAAAUGCAUGCUCAGCAGAAAUAUUUCAUUCUUUUUUGUACAUUUUCUUUUGUAUUCGGUGAUGAGCCCCGUUUUAAAUCACGAUUUGAGUACGAUGAGCAACUAUUGGAGAAAAUGAUUCGCAUGGAAAUUGAACAUGAAAAGUGGGAAAAGCGUAUAAAUGAAACUAUGGGAAAAAUUGAGAAACAGAGAAAUAGCAUUCAUACUGAUUUGGAAGUAUUGCGAAAUGAAAGAGAGGAGUUUGACAAGCACGUUAACGAGACGCUGAUUGACAUGAUGCAGCAACUAUCUACAUCAAAAAACAUUAAAGUUUUGUUCCGAGCUUGGGAAGUCUCGGAUUAUACCCUAUCAACUGCAAACGACAAAAUCAUCUUCACUGACGUGCUCGAAAACGUUAGCGGUGGCUACAGUUCUGCAACUGGAGAAUUUACAGCACCAGUUGCCGGGACCUAUCUAUUUUCUGUUAGUCUGUGUGCGGUAACAAAAAAAACAUAUUCUACAACAUUGUGGCCAAAGAAGACGUAGUGACAUAUGGACAUUCUUACAGUGUAUCUGGCUACCCUUGCAUUACCGGAAACAGUAUCGUGCAGCUUGACGUCAAUGACGUCGUCUACGUCAAAUCCACAUACAGCAAUGAUGUACUUGCGACUGCUGUGAAGGACUCGAAUGACGCAAAGGCCAAUUCCUUUUCAGGCGUCCUUUUACACCCAAUCUAGAAAACACAUAUCCUCAAAAUAUGUUCACUUAAGGACAAUGCCGACCCUAAACGUUCGCCAGAUUGCUAAAAUAUGGAAAUUGUAGACCCAGCUAUGGACUUUCGUUUAUAUUAAUGACAUUGUUUUUAGUCGGAAUGAAUUUUCAUUCUGUUAUGGAACUUUUAGACAAUCAGAAUGAUUAUUAAAUGCAAAUCGUAUUUUAUUUGUCAAUGUGUCAUUUAUUGAAAAGUCAAUAAAUUACAGAGGCGAUUUGCUUUACACAGUUUGUCAAAUGUGAUUUGUUAGAGUUGAUUCAUCAUUUGUUUUUUUAUAAUUGAUUACAAUCAUCAAGUAUUGAUUUGUUUUUGAAUUUAGUAGUUUACAGAAUAAUUCUUUAAAAAACCCGAUAAUAUUAUUGUUGUUAAAACGUUUGAAAGAGAUAUUACGGCACGAUUAAUAUCCUAUUUUCGAGUAGAAAUCAAAAUAAGAGUUUGAUAGGUGGACUACGUCAGUCGUAAUAUGCUAAAUAUAUUCAUUUUUUGUGUGGCUUCUCCAUCUUUUCAAACAAGAAAUCCCAAUCUUAAAUACAGUUGGAAUUAUUGCCUUAGUUCCCUGACGCUUUACAGACCGACUUGUGCUAAAUGGAAUAUGUUAGGAUAUGAAACGCCUGCCAUCUGAUACUUUUAUAGCAAACGCAAACGAACUAUGUCAAAACAAAGCAAGGUUUUUGGAUUAAUUUAGUUCUAAAAUGAGGGCAUAUAUGUACCGUGGCACAGCAGUUUUGUGAUAGUAUGCAUUUGUGACAUUAAUUAGCACAUAUGAACAUAACGGUCUUAGUGUUAUCGUAAUUGCGGAUGUCCGUCUGUCCCGUCGCCAGCCCUAAAUAAGCAUGGAAACACUCUAUUAUUAAAAUUUUUGAAGAAACCUAUCUAAACUUUGAACAAAUGUUUAUCGCUUUCAGACCGGUUAAGAUUGACACUAGUCCAGAUCGGACUAUAAGAUAAAAAGUUAUGGUCCUCGAUUAAAAAUAUCAUUUCAGUACACAUAAUUUCGCAACAACAGCUUUUAUCUGAUCGACAUAAAUUUUCUGUCGAGGCGAAAACUAGGUCACUUGUUGAACUUAUAGAAUGUUGUUGAAAGCAAAAAAGUGUAAACUUAUCAAACCAUCGUGAAACUUGUUCAGCAUAAAUGUGUACAUCGAAUUUUAAUUCGAAUAAUAAUGAGUCACGAUAUGUCAAAAACUCAAUAACAUAGCUAGGUAAUAUAUAAUGACAUGUCGUGUGCAAAAAGAACGCCCAUAUUAUCAAAGGAGAUAGUAAGAAAUCGCAUACUCGGAAUAUUGAUCACAGUAGAUCUGUAUGGUUUUGGAGCUACAGUGUAUAUGCAAAACAAUAGUAGUAAGAAUUUCUACAAGGCCAAACAGCCACACACUUUUUUUCAGAACGAUAUAGGUAAGACGGCAGAUAAAUUUGAACUCGUUCAUAUAUCUCUUGUUACGUAGUCAGUAACUGAACUAGGCAUAUAUAUGUAAAUACCGAUGAUACAAUGUAUGAGCUUCAUAGUACCAAACCGAUUGUGUUUGUUUAGUUUAUUUAAACUUCAUUUAUUGUACAACGAUUGUUCAAAAAGUUAUACUCAUUUAUGGUUUAAAUCAAACAUUUCUGUUAAGAAAUUGUUAUAUAAAUAACAUCGUUUAGAUCUUUCAAGUAUCAUGACAUUUGUAAAUAGCCUCCCAUAAAAUCUUAUUACUAAAUUUAUUAUAUAUCACAAAGAUUGAUUUUUCUUUUUUUUCGAUACCUUAUUGUAUGUUCUUUUAUUUAGCUCACUUAUAUUUUCUCUUUUCUUUGUAUUUAGGUCAUGCAUCGUUGUUACCAUACUGACUAUUUAUAUUCGUGCUGAUAUGUUUUAUAUUCUGUCCAAAAAACUUUUAUAUAAUAU
Messenger RNA from Mya arenaria, 2722 nucleotides. RefSeq lists its product as uncharacterized. The transcript has 2 exons. NCBI's taxonomy places the organism in Eukaryota, Metazoa, Mollusca, Bivalvia, Myida, Myidae. Bases 93 to 614 code for a protein of 173 amino acids. Gene Ontology annotation, molecular function: protein binding. The record is from RefSeq and is a predicted model, not a curated record.